UGUUUGAAGUGAUUAUCAUUCUACGCAACAUAAAAGCUUACCCCCAGCUUUGGGCCUAAUUAGUUCACUUAGGGCCCUUAUAAGACACUGGUAGGGGACUGGAAAGGACAGACACUCACUGAGAAGUCAGCAGAUUAGCAGGACCGCAGCAGCAGAUCUGGAUGCCUAAAGUUGACCUGCUGCCACAUCAAAACAAGCUGAAGAUAAUCUGCUUUUCUGAGAAUGCCACACUUAACUGACUGCAGUUACUUCACAAUGCGGGACGCGACCAGAGCUUCAAAUGUACAGAGCCACCUUGAGAGCUCCAAGUUCCACCUCCACCAGAGCCAAAACCAGCAGGUCAAGCAGUACAUGACGCUGGGCUCCAAGCUUGCCUCGUCGGCCGGGCAGGGCCACGCCAUCUCUCACCCGCACGCCCCCGGCCAGCCGCUGGCCACCAUGCCGAUCAUGAGGAACGGGAACAUGCCCUCGGUCAGCGACGGCAGCAACCCCACCAGCCCCGUCACCCUACUCACUAUGGCCAGUCACGACAGUGAGUUUCCAAUGGGUGAAGUUAUUGAUGACCUAAUUAGUCUUGAAUCCGGUUUCAAUGAUGGGGGCUUGGAUUGCAUGGAGUCUAGCAUCCUAAUGCAAAACAAUGUGUCCCUCAGUAGCAGCAUGCUGGACGUCUAUGGGGGUGAACCAGGUAUGAACCUCCCUAAUGGUGGAAUGAGCCCCACAUCUAACCCCACAAAGCUCACUGUUAAAAGGGAAUACACAGAACACGACACAAGGGUGAUGGCCAAAGAGCGACAGAAGAAAGACAACCACAAUUUAAUUGAAAGAAGACGAAGAUACAACAUCAACUACAGGAUUAAGGAGUUGGGGACCCUCAUUCCCAAGUCAAACGACCCGGACAUGCGCUGGAACAAAGGCACCAUCCUGAAAGCCUCGGUGGAGUACAUAAGGUGGCUGCAGAAGGAGCAGCAGCAUGCCAGGGAGCUGGAGAGCCGGCAGAAGAAGAUGGAGCAGGCCAACAGGAGGCUGCUGCUGAGGAUCCAGGAGCUUGAGAUCCAGGCGCGAGCACACGGUCUCCCAAACAUGACCACAUCCUUGGGGACAGUCGAACUCUCCUCCCACCUCCUAAAACAACAACAGCAGCAGGCGUCCCCCCAGGCCCAGCAGCCCCAGCAACCUCAGCAGCCCCAGCAACCUCAGCAGCCCCAACAGCCCACACUCUACCAGGAGGACCCCAACAGCGACUACCUCCAGAGGAUAGCCGUAGUGCCCUCCAUCCCCACCGCCAGCGGCCCACAGGACCCCGCCGGUGCCGACGGGUGCACAACGUUCUCCGACCCGCUGUCACACUUCACAGACUUCUUCAGCGCCACACUCAAGGAGGAGCACCGGCUGGACGAGAUCAUCAUGGACAACCUGCUGUCGCCGUUCGGCAGCGACCCGCUCCUGUCGGCCGGCUCGCCCGGAGCUGAGUCAAAGGACAGUAGUCGCAGGAGCAGCUUCAGCUCUGCCGGAGGAGACGACCUAUAAUCCCCCUCUCCAGAACAUACUCAAGUUAUCUCCUUCUGACAACAUGGUUGUAAUCUCCAGUGUUAAAGGGCAUACACAGAGCCUUUAAAAAGACUGACUGACGGCUCCGGGCAAAGAAUAAUGAGCACUCACAGACUGCAAGUCAUUGAAAUGAGCACUGACACACGACAGAGCCCCUCAAAGAGCCAGCUGUGUAUAAACUGUACUCCUCGUUGAAUGGGUGGGUGUUAUCGGACCGAAAGCUUGGACUCUCCAAAGCUAAGUGGCACUAAAGACAUCCACAAGACCUUCUGCUGUAUUACCUCCUCUUUUUUAAAGUUACAACAGACAAUAUGUUUCUCUGCCUCCCACUCAGCAGAAACAGACUCAGAAAAAAGGGAGACAUUUAUGUACAUAAUGUAGAUAACAGAGCCUGUUUUGUACACGGUAACAUGCAAAAAUAAUCACUUAAAAACCUGACAAAAGUGUCCAUUUAUAAAAACAGUGGCUGUGAGGAGUUUAUUUGUAUAAUGUGCCUUAUUUGAAAUCCCAGUUCUGUCUUUAACUACAAUAUGAACAACUGAUGUACUCACCACGAUGCCUAACAUGUCCUCAGUCCUGUCUGUGUCUUAUAAGUGUUUUUGUUAAGUAAGUGUUUAUAUGCAUCCGUUUUAAACCAUGUAUUCCUUUAAUACGUCAUGUAUGUAUAUAUUAUUAUUAUUAUCUAACAUGUUACCUUUUUUAUUCUUACCAGGGGUGGGAAAACUAUA
Molecule: messenger RNA, 2276 nt
Organism: Paralichthys olivaceus (Japanese flounder)
Lineage: Eukaryota; Metazoa; Chordata; Actinopteri; Pleuronectiformes; Paralichthyidae
Gene: tfec
Product: transcription factor EC
Biological process (GO): regulation of transcription by RNA polymerase II
Cellular component (GO): nucleus
Molecular function (GO): DNA-binding transcription factor activity, RNA polymerase II-specific; protein dimerization activity; RNA polymerase II cis-regulatory region sequence-specific DNA binding
Source: RefSeq, a predicted model, not a curated record